GACUCUACUGUGUUCAACUGUCAUUUUAAAAUGUGCUACAUCCAUUCGUCUGACGUCUGACGUCCGCCAAUAUUGUCAAAAUGUCAGCGAGCAUUUUGUUUACAUUUUCGACACAACAACAAUCUACUCUCGAUUUGGAAACGUAGUUCAUGGAUAGAACAUUUUAACGUUUCUUUAUUAGUCUCUAAGUUUCAUUAUGCUCACCACCUGAUUUGAAGUGACCCUAUCGGACAUGGAUUUACAACAAACACAAACUGUGAUACGUGCUUGAUUCGUGAUAGAGAUGUACGGCCAACCACAACUAAUACCUGGUGUCGUUCGUAAAGCGGCUGUUACUUUGCCGACGGCUCCUUCUUCCUGCGAUGUAAACAAAACUAAAACAUGGAAUCCGGAAAAAGGCAUCAUUCCCGGUUCCAUAAGACCAGUAGCCUGCAGUACAUCUUUUACUCAAAAUUCAUCGAAUAUUGUACCUGUACCCAGUACCGAUACAACGGCUUGUCCCGAUAGGAUUACCAACCAAGCCGUGGAAGAAAUUCUUCGCGAAACGAGGUUAGGAAAGGUGCGUGCUGAAGAAUAUGGGUCCACCGCUUGGCGUCCUUGUCCUUUGCGGAAAACAAACAAACGGUUUCUCAACCGCACGCUUGUAUCGAUGGUUAACCACAAUGAUCGUGUAAAGCAGAAAACCACACAUCGUUCUCGUCUUAAGCUAAGUGAAUUGGUACGGAAAGGAAGCGGGGACGAGCGGAACAAUCAUGCAAGUAGCUCAGCUAAGUCCAAGAGUCGCGGUAAGAGCAAAGACGCAGAAACAUAUUUGGCUGUAAUUAAUCUGAUCGACGAUAGUGACUGAUCGAGGAGUAAUAUGCUGAUGAAAUGCUGUUCGUUUUCAUUGUACUACUCGAAUUACGUCCAUUUGAAUUAAACAUUAAACUACGAUCGUUUGUAGAUCAAGACUGGUCCAUCGAUUAUUGUAUACAACAGACCACAAAUCGAGACUCAUAUCAUGUGUUUAAAGGCUGAAGAAUGAAAAUCUCCUUGGAUAUUUCUUUGCAAGCUAUUUGACAACCGAUACUAUCUAGUGUUGGUUGAAUGUACAAUGUCUUUUCCUAAUGUCCUGCUCAAAAUGUCUUUUGAAAAAGAAAAUAUAAAAAAUGGCAGCCAUUGUUAGUAAGAGGUGCUGAUUCGGUAUUCUUUUUAUCGUUAUUUGGGAUGUACAACCAUUGUCAGUCAUCGUUUUGUCAUGUUUCUGUCGGAUGUAUGUAUAUCUGUGAAUUAUUCGAUUUAAUUUUAAUUACUUUAUACAAACUGUUCAAACUGCCAACGAAUGCAUAAUGUUUAGGAAGGAAAAUUACAAAAUCAUUUCAAUGCAGUAAACUCACUAAGAAUAAAACAAAUAAGUUCGUAAUGUGGGAAGAUAGUUGUUUCGAAAAUAAUUCCGAAUACAGUAUGGUAUUGAAGGUCCGUCCCACCGUAGCAAGGACUAACAAUCCCGCUGCGAGGUAAAAAUAAGUCUAGUAAGACAGAUGUGGCCGCCAUGAUCUGUAAUUCCUUACCUUUUUUAUUAAAAUAAAUAUGCGGAUAGAUUCGUCAAAUCAAACAAUAUUUACCGAUGAAAAGAAAUAUAAUUCGUUCAGAACGAUAAUUGACCACUGGAUGCUAAAAUCCCUCGAACCCUUAAUUUCUUCAUACAUUUUACUGUUACACUGGACAACAUCUUCCAUGUUCAGUGUGCGGAACGCAUUAAGACAUGCGUAAAUUCAAGGGACAUACAAACGCACACAAAUUCCAUCAUCUUCCACGGAAGCAAAGAGAAUGAAGUUAAGAAGCCGAGCUGAGCCAAAGUUUAAAGGUGGGAAACAAAUCCGUGAACCGUGAAAAAACACAUUCACCAACAUCCCUUUAAACUCCGGUCGUGGACAUGCAACGCAGCCAGUGGCUGAACGGAUGAAAUGGGCAGCAUUUAUUGUUUGAAUAAAUGAUGAUUGAAGGGCUUUAAUGAGGAGACGAUCGACGAAAGUUAAAUCGUAUUGCUAGCAGCAUGUGUGUUAUCAUCGUCAAAGGCAUUCAAGGGUUAAAGGAAAAAAAUUGCAAUAGUAAAUUAAUUACAUGUAUAGUUUUUGCUUUAACUUACAUGUCUUGAGGCAUUAAAAAAAAUGAAUCACAAACAUCAAACAAACCUCCGUAUGCAGAAAAUUCGGUGGGAAAAUCAAAGAUUUUUAAGAGUUCUUCCGCAGGGUGUGAGAUUUUAUCAUCAUUCUUUCCCACCCGUCCGACGGAGCAUUGGUUUUCUGUUGCACUUUUUCCCCGCCGGACUCACUGCCCAAGGUGGGUCGCUUUUAUUCACCCUCAAGACACAUUGCUUCCGACAAUUUUCUUCAUUUCCCACCCGAUAAGAGACCAAACGGAAGAGAAUGGUAGCGAAACCUAAUCACGCUCACCAUGCCGGGUCACACCUUAGGAAGCCGUUCAGGAAGCAAAAAAGCACAGGAAUGGGCUUCAGCCCCAACAAAACAAUCCGCCCGACCGCGCGUGUCUUCUCAGGUGUAACGCUUAUCGCAUGAGAAAAUCACUGCCUCGCAUCAAGACUUUGCGCCCGGAACGCCCGGUAAGAAAGAAAGUCAAGUGAAGGGAAGAAGGGAACAAAAACGAAAGAAGAAAAAAUGAUUCAACCUCAUCAUAUCUAUUUAGGUGCCGUUUUCUUAAGAUGGGUUCCGUCUGCACAAGACAUGCACCCGGAUCCGGAGGAAGCAAAAAAAAAAAAGAAAAGAAAAACAAAAAAGCCAGCGUGAGAAAAACGCACUCAAUCGUGCAAUUUUUGGGGGCCAGGGAAUGCAAAGUUGGUUUUGUGUGAUUUGUGUGCAGAAUAUAUAAAAAGGUUUUAAAGUAGAUUGACUGACUUGGCUGACUGAUAUCCAUUUCGAGCAUUCCUUAAGGUAAAUUUCAAACAAACAAAAAUAUUGGAU
Anopheles funestus (African malaria mosquito) is the source of this 2960-nucleotide messenger RNA. RefSeq lists its product as uncharacterized. The transcript is spliced from 2 exons. The coding region runs from base 284 to 847 and encodes 187 amino acids. NCBI's taxonomy places the organism in Eukaryota, Metazoa, Arthropoda, Insecta, Diptera, Culicidae. The record is from RefSeq and is a predicted model, not a curated record.